Nothobranchius furzeri (turquoise killifish) is the source of this 1788-nucleotide messenger RNA. Lineage: Eukaryota; Metazoa; Chordata; Actinopteri; Cyprinodontiformes; Nothobranchiidae. The record is from RefSeq and is a predicted model, not a curated record.
CUGCAGGACGUUCUGAGGAAAAGACAUGCUGCUGAUUCAGGUUAUCUGUCGGACCACUCAGAGGGUGUGUCAGUCCACAAGAGGAAGGCGGAGUCUCAGCAGGAUUCUGUUUCAGCAAUAACAAGUACAGCAGACUGUUUACCUGAAGAGGCAGAACCUGUUCCAGCAAAGAGUCAUGAUGGUCAUGGGGUGUGGACCAGUUACCAAGAGCAGCUGAUGUCUGAUCGAGGAGCAGAGCCGGAGUCGCUUCUGUCCGAUGACAUCACAGCAACCCUUCAAGUCCUUUAAGGCUCAGUUGGAGAACCACUUCACGGGCUGCUGGCAGAAAGUUGAAACCGAAGUUCUUCUGUCCUUAAAAGAAAGUCAGCAGCAAGUCUCCUCUCUGCUCACAGCUGUCCAUCAGCAAAGGUUGUUGUUGCUGCAGCAGCUGGAAAGCAACAUCACUGAGAAGCUGAAACAGCUGGAAGAAAGCUCAACAAACCUGAGCUCCAUCAACAGUCAGAUUCUGACCAUCGUUUCAGCCAUGAGCUCGUUGACUCCGCCCAUUCCUCUUGGUAACCCUGGUAACCAGUUCAGAGUGGAGUACAUCAGAAGCAUUUCACCUUUGUCGGACUUCGAAUACACAGAGGAUUUCUUCCAGCAUGUUCAUAGCCUCUGGGAGGACGAAGGUGUGAAGGCCUGUUUUGAACGCUCCAAUGAAUAUCAGCUGAUUGACUGUGCUCAGUACUUCCUGGACCGGUUGAGCGCCAUCCGGAGGAACGACUACACCCCCACUGACCAGGAUUUAUUGCGCUGUCGGGUUUUGACUUCUGGGAUCUUUGAAACCAGGUUCCAGGUGGACAAAGUGAACUUCCAUAUGUUUGAUGUAGGGGGUCAGAGGGACGAGCGCAGGAAGUGGAUCCAAUGUUUCAAUGAUGUGACGGCCAUCAUCUUUGUGGCAGCCAGCAGCAGCUACAACAUGGUGAUCAGAGAGGACAACUCCACCAACCGACUCCGAGAGUCCCUGGAUCUGUUCAGAUCUAUCUGGACCAAUAGGUUUCUGAAAACUAUCUCGGUGAUAUUGUUUCUGAACAAACAGGAUGUGCUGGCUGACAAGAUACUGGCAGGAAAAUCUAAACUGGAAGAUUAUUUUCCAGAAUAUAAAAACUACCAGGUUCCUGCUGAUGCUCUUCCAGAUUCUGAUGAAGACCCCAAAGUGACCAGAGCCAAGUUCUUCAUCAGAGAUGAGUUUCUGAGGAUCAGCACAGCCAGCGGUGAUGGGAAGCAUUACUGUUAUCCUCACUUUACCUGUGCCAUCGACACAGAGAACAUCCGUCGGGUCUUCAACGACUGUCGGGACAUCAUUCAGCGUAUGCACCUGCGGCAGUACGAGCUGCUCUGAUUGGCUGCUGGCCUGCUCCUUCCUCAGUGACUAGGUUUCUGUAGUGGCUUGUUUGGUAUCUGAUCCAUGCUGAUAGGCAGUGCCUGUAAUACAUGUUUGUGGAUUAGUUUGUUUUUUCUUAGGAGGUGCUAUCCAAGGCAUACCACAGGGAUUUUUCAGGAUGGUAAAUAACCUAAAUUUUAAGACUAGGCAUAGAAAGAAAUGACAAAAUUUUCUGUGUUUUUAAAAUAUUCCAUCAUAAGAUUAUAACCUGUCCCUAAGUGGGUGUUUCAGAUGGUGAUGUCACUUCCUGGGACCAGUUUUAGAGCUCAGAUUUUGUUAGACUGGAAUUUCUUUAACUUUGCAUUAACUAUUUAAUCUAACUUAAUUUUGUCUGCAAAAAUGCUAUUAAAGAUAAUUUUCACAGU